UGAGAGAGAGCCUGAAAAUAAAGAAAAGGAGGGGGCAAAGGAUGGAGCCUUCGGGAUCCCAGGCAGGAACUGGAGGGAAAACAUUUCCAGAGACAAACUGAUGGCGGUUGGUUAAGUAGGCCUCGAACCACUCGAGAGCGGUCCCACGAGGUGGAUCAGGGAGGAGAGGCCAUGGAGGAGGUGUUUAACUGUAUCGAAUGCAGUGGAGUGGUACAGAAGGACAAGGAGGCAGAGGGAGCCCUGGUCACAGAGAGAGAGGACAUUAUCUGUGACUUUGACACACGCUGUAUCUGCAUUGUGGGCAAGGCGGAACCCAGCCUGGAGGAGCUCGUAUAGGGAGUGGAGAGCAAGUGUCCUGAUGUGUCUUCCAUCUGAAAGACCGUAGUUGUUGUUUGGGGACAGCAUGGCAGAAGAGCUGGCAAAACUGACCUUUCGCCGUCUGGAACCAGCUGUCCAGAAAUUUGUUAAAGUCGCAAUUCCAACAGACUUGGAACGGUUAAAGAAGCAUCAGAUAAAUAUUGAGAAGUACCAUCGAUGGAGUCAGUGGGGCAAGCUGCACCAGGAGCACAUCAAUGCAAGUCGUACUGUGCAGCAACUGCGAGCUAACAUGAAAGAGAUGGAAAAGUUGUUCUUGCGAGUAAGAGCGGAAGAUUCACAAGCUUUGGAGAGAAUUGUGAGUCCCGUAAAGGAGCAAGCAGCAGCAGCAGUGACAGAGUUUCUGAAGCUCCAUUCGGAGUUUGAAGAAGUGUCAAAUCCCCAGUGUAAUGUGGGCGACCAACCACCUGGACCUGGAUCUCCUCUCUUGCAGUCCCACAGCUUGGACGACACAUUUAUUCGUUCCCAAGAAACCAGCUCAGACUUACCCCUAGCCCAGAUGCACAUGCCACUGCCAGUCAUUCCUCAGCAAGAAGAUGCUGCAGAGUCUUGGGAGAUGUUGGAAGAGAACUUAAUUGAGCUUAACAAUUUGGUAACUGAAUUUUCUCAGCUGGUUCAUACCCAACAGGAGAAGAUUGACAGCAUUGAAGACCAUGUCAGUACUGCUGCUGAGAACGUUGAAGAGGGAACCAGGAGCCUAGCUAAGGCCGCUAAAUAUAAACUGGCAAUGUUGCCUGUGGCAGGUGCUCUCAUUGGUGGGUUGGUGGGGGGUCCUGUUGGGCUCCUGGCUGGCUUCAAAAUCAUGGGAGUUGCAGCUGCAGUCAGUGGAGGGGUACUUGGCUUCACAGGUGGCAAGAUGUUGCAGAAGAAACGGCAGCAGAAGAUAGACAAAGAAGUUCAACUUUCUUCAAGCUGCCCAGAUCUGAAGAAUUGAAGCUUCAGAAAAAUCUGGCUGAAUUCAAGGCCACAACAAAUUGAACACCAAGAGGAUGGAGGGUUAAAGAAAUAAUUUGCAAACAACUGUCUCCAGGCUGAGCAGACGAUGUUUAGUGAAGGUGUAUAUUGUACUGCAAGAUGUCAGUACAAUUUACCUACAAACAGAGACAGUGCUGGCAUCUGAAAUUCAGACUGAAGGCUUGCACAAGCUGUAUUGAACACUAAUAUUGACAUUUGCCUUCAAACAAAUAUGUGAACAGGAAUGUUACAAAGCCAUGUUAUAAAUAUCUAUUAGCUCCAGUAAUUGGAAUGUUGAUUUUGUACAUUUUUAAUUUUUUUAUGAAUAAAAUGUUUACU
Molecule: messenger RNA, 1668 nt
Organism: Callorhinchus milii (elephant shark)
Lineage: Eukaryota; Metazoa; Chordata; Chondrichthyes; Chimaeriformes; Callorhinchidae
Gene: stx17
Product: syntaxin 17
Exons: 8
Coding region: 404-1309 (301 amino acids)
Biological process (GO): vesicle fusion; exocytosis; intracellular protein transport
Cellular component (GO): SNARE complex; autophagosome membrane; endomembrane system
Molecular function (GO): SNARE binding; SNAP receptor activity
Source: RefSeq, a predicted model, not a curated record